AUGGGAGCUAAGCAGAGCAAGCGCUCGGUGGACAUCAGCGGGAAGGAGGCGGAAAGUGCCGGGGAAGUGGCCGCGGCAGGCGCAGGGGGCGAAGGCCGAGUGGAACAGCUCGCCGAUGCCGACGCCCUCAAGCCGCAGCUCAAUGGAGACGCGCACAUACACGAAACCUCGGACAAAGAAAAACAGUUAGAUAGCGGCACGCCUGAAAAUGAAAAAGAUGCCGCCACAGAGAAAGAAGGAAAGGUGGCAGAGGAAGCAAAGGAAAAAGAAAGUCCCACCGCCGUAACAAAUGGUGAAAGCGAGCCGAAGGAAGAAAAUGGGGACACGGUUGCUACUGUUGAAGAUGCAAAGAAACCAAAGAAAGAAAAGGUCAAGAAGAAAUGGUCGCUCAGGUCGAUUAGUUUUAGCAGAAAAGACAAACCCAAACAAGAUAAGAAAGUUAAAGAGGACGAGGCCAAAACGCCGAACGGCGAGUCGGACAAAUUGCCAGAAGAGAUUGCAGAAAAGACUCCUGAAAAUGCAGUUAACGAAGUUGCCGAAGAAGCUAAAUCAGACACAGAUACAAAGGAAGAAAAAGCUCCAGAAACCCCAGUCACAGAACCUAUCACCAAUGGAAGCAACACACCUGAAUCCCCUAAAACAGAAUCCUCCCCUAUCAUUGAACCUAUCCCAGAAACUCCAGAAGACAACAACAGGCCUGAACCAAAAGCCGCGUUGCCUGAACCUGAGCAAUUGCCUGUCAAUGGACUCUCUUUGGAGGAACCUAAAGUUGAGGCUCCAGAAGUAACAAAAUUCGAGGAAAUCAACACUGAAAAAACUCUUUCAGUUACGUCAGAAUCGGUUCCGGCCCCAGAAAUUGCUGUUACGAAAGAGGUUUGUGUUGAACAAAUGCCUAUGAUAGAGCCCUCGCCUCCUCCACUCCCUGCUAAUCCCCCUCCUUCAUCAGUGGCUUCCUUUGCUGCAACCACUAUGGCACCUGAAUUGACAGACGCUUCACUCGCCACUUCUACCGACAUUACCACCACUACAUCACCAAUUGCUAUUACAGACACUAAAAAAGAUGUUAUUGACAACAAUACUUCAGAAAGCAACCACGAUCAAGUCGACGUUGAAAUUGAUACUUUAUCUGCUUCUAAUGAAUUUAAACCAGAAAAGUCAAUCAUUCCCACUAUAACAUAUAAUGGAAGUGAUAAUGAGACUGACAUGGCUUCGGAUUUGAAGAACUAUGAAAGUGUUUCCUCGGUGUCUGUUACACAUUCGGAAGUAAUUGUACCUGACAAUGUAGAAAUCCCUGUAAUGUUGACCAAUGUAUCACAUUCGCAACAAGACUUGUCCUCUCCUACUAUACUCGAAGUAAAUUCAAAACAAAAUUAUGACAAUACUGACGCUGUGACAGACAAAGAAUCAAUAAGCGAUGAUAAAGAAAUUACAGUUAACAAUUACCAUUUACAAAAUGAAGAAUUCAAUGACAGUAGCGUGGUAGGCGCUGAAAAUUUGAAGAAUACUGCCAAAAAUUCUCAUGAAAUUGUUAAAGAACACGAAUGCAACGGUAAAAUGGAAGAUGAGAAAAGUGAAAGUGAAGACGUAACUCCGCAAGUAAACAUGGUGGAAGAUGUUAUACUGGAAGCGGGCAAAGCGACGACGCCCGAUGACUCGAUGCCGCCGUCACUAUCGGAGGCGAUGGAGUCGCAGGCGUUCGAAGUGAGCAAUGAUGCUUCGGAAUCGUUCCCACUGCCCCCCAGCGAGUUGUGCCGCUCCGAGGAGGCCUCUCCCCCCAACUCACCUCCGGCCGUCGCCUCACCACAGGAUGCAUUACCUGUCGUAGACAAGAUAGCCGAUUUAAUCCCUGAAGUUCCAGUUGUGCCAGAAUUGAAAACUGAUAUGGAGACAACGAGUGAUGUUGCAGUGGCCAACUAA
Parnassius apollo (apollo) is the source of this 1917-nucleotide messenger RNA. The record is from the annotation of a GenBank genome assembly. NCBI's taxonomy places the organism in Eukaryota, Metazoa, Arthropoda, Insecta, Lepidoptera, Papilionidae.